CCUCAAGCAAUGCCAGUUGUUGUCUCUGCGACCGUCGCCGCCAUGAGGACGCACGCAGUUCGAUUAUCUCGCCCUUGGCGAGGCCAGCGUUCUUGUCCCUUGCCUUCCUUCCGACCUCUCUCCACGACACCGUCUCGAUUCGCAAAUGCCCUCCCCAUCACCGCCACUGGACCUCCCCCGGACCCUCCCACGCCCGCUUCAGGCCCUUACUCCGACAAGGUCACAGAACGUCGGCGCAAAGCGGCCCUCCUCGAAGCAGGCAAAGAGAUUCGUGCGGCGGCGGCAGCAUCGCAGUCCCCUGGCAAAAAAUCGUCGUCACCUUUGAAGAGACGAUUCUGGAAGGAUGUACACAUCCGAGAGUCCCCCAGCGGGGGUUUCGAAGUGUACCUGGACGCACGACCGGUCAGGACACCCUCCAAAACAAUCCUCACCAUCCCCAAGUCAAAGCCUCACCUGGCCCACGCCAUAGCCAUAGAAUGGGACAUGCUCGAGUCGGCACAGCAGGCUCUCAAGAACCACAACAUCCCCAUGACCUCGACGACCGCCCGGGCACAAGACAUUGCCGAGGCCGAAGCGAGAGGGGACCACACAAUCAGAAACGAAAUCAUCAAAGUCAUGAUGGGCUACCUGGACACGGACACGUUGUUGUGUUGGGUGCCGGAGCAACAGUCGUUUGACGACGGUACGGGACCACUGGAUACGCAGACUGAGACAAAAAAGGAAACACUACGACAGAGGCAGAUCCGGAUCGCGACACCAAUCUUGGCCUUCCUCAAUACGUCUGUCUGGCCCGGGGUUGAAAUCAAGCCGGUACUCGACGAGGGUAGCAUCAUGCCGGUCAGGCAGUCCGAGGUCACGAGGAGCGUGAUUCAAGGUUGGAUCGCCGGACUGCCGGCCUUCGAGCUCGCGGCGUUGGAGAGAGCCGUACUCGCCACCAAGAGUCUCCUGGUCGGCACCAGACUCUUGAUCGAAUGGAGCGAGGAGUUUCGGGAUCUCCAGCGAGGCGGGCCCGACGACGCGAGGUUCGGCAUCGAAGAGGCGGCCGAGGCGGCGACUCUGGAAGUCCGCUGGCAGACUGCCAUGUGGGGAGAAGUCGAGGACACCCACGACGUCGACAACGAAGACAUACGACGGCAAUUGGGAAGUGCGAUUCUGCUCGUCAGUGGAGGUCGGUAGACUUUUUGAGAGAGCGCGCAAAGGUUUCAAUUCUUUCGCAUGAGAUGUAUAAGUAAAACUUCAGUGGUCCCCGAACGAAACAUGGGGCUAAUCCAAUGGCUGGGCAACCCUCCUGCUUGCGCAUCCUCUCUCCUGUCUACAUAGGUAUCUUAGUUAUUCUAUAGUUUAGAUGCAGGCAUGGCGUGAUGAUGAGAGACUUUGCUCAGUGCUUUUUGAGCCUGAUGAACAACAUUCAGUAGUCAGUAUCUUAUCUAGAGCAGGGUGCGAUGAAUGAUACAAGAAAGAAAAGUUGGAACGGGGCGAACGCUCACUUCAUCAAUCGCAUCAUACUGCUCCAGCCAAUUGUCAAAGGCAUUCGACAACGG
Messenger RNA from Exophiala oligosperma, 1541 nucleotides. RefSeq lists its product as uncharacterized. Gene Ontology annotation, biological process: mitochondrial proton-transporting ATP synthase complex assembly. The record is from RefSeq and is a predicted model, not a curated record. The coding region runs from base 10 to 1176 and encodes 388 amino acids. The transcript has a single exon. NCBI's taxonomy places the organism in Eukaryota, Fungi, Ascomycota, Eurotiomycetes, Chaetothyriales, Herpotrichiellaceae. Gene Ontology annotation, cellular component: mitochondrion.